UUCGUCCCCUUUCUGCGCCUCGUGUGCAUCCAAUCCGCGAUAGGCGCAUUUCGAUUCGAGCUGGCCUUUGAGGCGCAUUGUUCCUGUCGGUUGGCGCAGAUCGCUUGCUUUCGUCGGCUCGAGGGCCUUUGCUUGCAUCUUGACGAUCUUGGUUCCUGAUCUGGAGUGAGAGCAGCCCGCAACGAUGGACGCCUCCGCCGUUGUUCAGAAGGUGAUGGAGGAGCAAGUGGUGCGGGUGGCGAAAGCCGUGGAGGAGCAAUUGGAUGAUCAGAUCGCGAAGUUGGACAAUUUGAACGACGACGAUCUCGAGAAGUUGAGAGAGCGGCGGUUACGGCAGUACAAGCAGCAGGCUGAGAAGAAGAAGCAGUGGGCCGCCCUGGGCCACGGAGAGUACCAGGAUGUGACCGUCGAGAAGGAAUUCUUCAGCAUUGUCAAAGCGAGCGAACGAGUUGUCGCUCAUUUCUACCGUGAAAACUGGCCGUGCAAGGUUGUGGACAAACACCUCAAUAUAUUGGCCAAGCAGCAUCUGGAGACCAGGUUCAUCAGGCUUAAUGCUGAGAAAAGUCCUUUUCUGACUGAAAGAUUAAAAAUUUUCAUGCUCCCAACACUGGCCCUCGUGAAGAAUGGCAAAGUCGAGGACUACGUGGUUGGCUUCGACGAACUAGGUGGUUCUGAUGAUUUCAGCACUGAAGAAUUGGAGGACAGAUUAGCCAAAGCCGGCGUGAUCACGCUUGAAGAUGGCCCCAAGCCUCAGUUGAGAGCUGGGGCGUCACAGUCAAAGAGAAGUGUGAGGCAAGGCGGUGCCUCAACAAGAGACGAUGACACUGAUGAAGAUUAAGCACUUCAUUGGGAAUUGAGAAACAUUGAGAAGCAGAUUGUGGACCACAGACCUGUGUUUCAUACUCCUCCAGUAACACGAAAGAGGUUGAGAAGGUACUUACCACAUCAGCUGGUGCGUAUCUCACACACCAGGGAUAUGUGCGUGAUGAAGGUGAUUAUGUCAUCGGAGUUCAUCAGCCAGCUCUUCGGUAUCCUUUGACUCCUUUUGAUCACUAUCUUGCGAGACGAGGCCAUUUUCUCACGUAGUAAAGACCUUGGGGCGAGAUGAAAACUAUGUUUGGUCUCCAAGAGGGUCCUUCAGGUUUCGAAUCAGUUGGAUCAUUGGGUGCGUCGAGGAUAGCCCAAGAUUCUUGAGGAGGAGAGAAGUGAUGCUGCCGAUUAGUGUUGUUAAGAAUGAAGCAGCUGAAGUGGAGAGUAAAAUUCAGUCCAGCCCGACAAUUUAGUCACCGACAGCUUGUACAAAUUGUACGUUCUAUUGUUAUCAUAAUGUCAGAAUCUUCUGUUACUCGUCUUAUUGCUGUAUUCACCAUGCGUCCUCCUAUGGACUGGUUCAACUUGUCUCUGAUAAGAGUAUCAAAAUAGGCGCAGCCUGUAUCGCCCUCUGCACAGUCCUUGAAAUUUUUCGCCGUGUACUGAGCUGUGACGAGUAGACUUGGGUAGAAAACAUUAUCAUUGGAGUAUUUGAGGACUUCGGUCAAUCUCGUCUCCAACUUACACGACUCUGUCACUGCGCUGAGUUUGCAACGUUCACGGUAUGGAAGAACCAAGAGGAAAUUGUGUACAAGUCUACUGUGGAGAUGACUCCUCA
Marchantia polymorpha subsp. ruderalis is the source of this 1648-nucleotide messenger RNA. The record is from the annotation of a GenBank genome assembly. NCBI's taxonomy places the organism in Eukaryota, Viridiplantae, Streptophyta, Marchantiopsida, Marchantiales, Marchantiaceae.